Messenger RNA from Colletotrichum karsti, 1551 nucleotides. RefSeq names its product major facilitator superfamily transporter. Gene Ontology annotation, molecular function: transmembrane transporter activity. Gene Ontology annotation, biological process: transmembrane transport. The transcript has 3 exons. The record is from RefSeq and is a predicted model, not a curated record. NCBI's taxonomy places the organism in Eukaryota, Fungi, Ascomycota, Sordariomycetes, Glomerellales, Glomerellaceae. The coding region runs from base 1 to 1551 and encodes 516 amino acids.
AUGGGUGACAUUCCGAAGUCGCCAGUCCUCACAACGGACGCAGAAAAGCCGCUGGACUUGGACGCCAAUGACGACAACUCCGAGAUCAAUGCUCAACGGGAUGACGAUGAUCAGAUUCUGACGAAUAUUCCCUGGUCUUACAAAUGGAUAGCUCUAGUCUGCGUUGUCUCCCUGCCAAUCGGGCACACCUGGACCGGUUCGGCACUCGGCCCGCUCAAGAACACCCUGCGGAAUGAACUCGACAUCAGCAAUGCCCAAUUUGGCGUCAUCAGCAGCGCGGACGCUUUCGUCAACACGAUCUUCCCCAUUAUCGGUGGUUUGAUCCUGGACUGGUGGGGCCCAAACAUGGUGACGUUGUGCUGUACGGCGGUCAUUCUCGUCGGCUCCGUAGUUGCGGCGGCCGGAGUACAGGUGGGGCUGUGGAGGGUGCUAGUCUCCGGGCAUGUGCUUAUGGGAUUCGGGAUUGCGGUCCUUGAUUCGGCGACGCAAAAGUUCUUCUACCACUGGUUCGGAGCUUCCGGCCUGGCCUUCGCUUUUGGACUCGAAAGCGCCAUCGCCAACACCGUCAGUCUGGUGUCCGGCAUGGUGGCCAUCCCAAUCCGAGACGGAACGGGCUCAUACGCCUGGACCUUCUGGAUCCCGGUGUGCUUUUGCGCAUUCUCCCUGUUGGUCAACAUUGCAUAUGUCUGCUUCGAGCGUCUCGUCGUCCCCCCGCACUUCCGUCUGACUUCAGGCCGAGCCCGCGCUAUUGCCGAGAAGCAAGGCAUGUCGAGCCGUAGAAAGUUCUCUUUUGGUGUUCUUUUCACGCUUCCCUGGGCGUACCUCAUGUUGCCGGCAACGCAGCUUCUCCAAAGCGGUGCCGCGGGCGGAUUCAGCACUAGCUCGGCGGACAUUAUCUUCAUGAAAGGGUAUACCGAAGAGGUUGCUGGAUAUCUGUCUACGGCACAGAAGAUUCUGCCUAUUGUUCUGAGCCCGUUCCUCGGUCUGGCUAUCGAUAAGUAUGGUCAUCGUUUCCACUACGUGGCUACGGCCCCCAUCCUUUGGAUCAUCGCAUGCUCGAUGCUUGGCUUCACCAACGUGCAUCCAACGGCAGCCCUGGUAUUCUCGAGUCUUGCGGGUGUGAUAAACUCCAUGCCGUUGCAGAUUUGCAUUCCGUUGCUGGUGGCUGAUCAAGCUAAGAUCGGGACAGCGUUCGGAGUGUGGCGGGCGUUUAACAACUCUGGCUCUACUAUCAUGGAUGUCGUCUUCGGCGUCCUGCAAGAUGGAACCGAAAACAACGGCUACUCAAAGGUGCUCAUCGUGGCCAUCGCCAUCAAAGCUUGGGCCUUCUGUCUCGGGGUGUCGUACAUCUUCAUCGACUACAAGUUCUUGGGCAAGGGGAUGACCAUGACGAGAAAACAAAGAGAGGCUAGAGAGGCCCAGAUCGUGGACAGACAAACCGAUCCCUUGACCAAGCGCACGUCGAAGAAGUGGUUCACGACUCUUACUUUCGGGUUGUUGAUUGCCAUCAUUGCCAGCGCAUGGGCUGUCUUUAUCAGAUAUCUCAUCUGA